AUGGGAACACAAUUUCUUUUAAGAAGUCAAGAGAACAUAUCCUAUGAGAGCAAUCAUAAAUAAUGUAAAAUACAUGGAAAUGCUAAUUUGAAUAAGAGAUUUCAAACUGAAUAGAUGACUGUAUGA
Molecule: messenger RNA, 126 nt
Organism: Paramecium primaurelia
Lineage: Eukaryota; Ciliophora; Oligohymenophorea; Peniculida; Parameciidae
Source: the annotation of a GenBank genome assembly